Messenger RNA from Cornus florida, 1837 nucleotides. RefSeq names its product serine carboxypeptidase-like 33. The record is from RefSeq and is a predicted model, not a curated record. Gene Ontology annotation, molecular function: serine-type carboxypeptidase activity. Gene Ontology annotation, cellular component: vacuole. NCBI's taxonomy places the organism in Eukaryota, Viridiplantae, Streptophyta, Magnoliopsida, Cornales, Cornaceae. The transcript is spliced from 10 exons. Bases 139 to 1578 code for a protein of 479 amino acids. Gene Ontology annotation, biological process: proteolysis.
CGACUAAUUGUCAGAGUCGUCUGCCCCCACUCUCCCUCUCUCAUUCUCUCUCUCCAAGAGGCCAAGACACCAUCAUUCUCAUCAUAUAAAUUAUACUGUAGUACUUAAAAGAAUGCAAGACUUGGGAAUCAACUAGACAUGGCCUCUUCAACAUUCCAAAGUCAUGAAUCUAAAGCUUCAUUUUUCUCUCUCUUCUUAUGUAUAUUUAUUUUUCUUGGUUCCUUUGUUACAACCUUUAAUGCCUUGGAAUCAGAUAGGAUAAUAAAUCUACCAGGCCAACCAUUAAGUCCACCGAUCUCACAUUUCUCAGGCUACAUCACAGUCAAUCAAGCUCAUGGGAGGGCCCUUUUCUAUUGGUUCUUUGAAGCUCAAUCUCAACCGUCCAACAUGCCCCUACUCCUCUGGCUCAAUGGAGGGCCUGGAUGUUCAUCAAUUGGGUAUGGUGCAGCUGUGGAGUUGGGUCCUCUUAGAGUCAACAAAAAUGGAGUUGGGCUUGACUUCAAUAAAAACUCUUGGAAUAAAGAAGCCAAUUUGCUAUUUGUGGAAUCUCCUGUUGGAGUUGGGUUCUCCUACACCAACACAUCCUCUGAUCUCACAGAAUUGGAUGAUGGGUUUGUGGCUGAGGAUGCCUACAAUUUUCUGGUGAAUUGGCUGAAAAGAUUCCCACAGUUCAAAACCCAUGAUUUCUUCAUAUCAGGAGAGAGUUAUGCUGGCCACUAUGUGCCUCAACUAGCAGAGCUUGUGUAUGAUAGAAACAAGGACAGAGCUAAAUAUCCAUACAUUAACCUCAAAGGCUUCAUAGUAGGAAAUCCAGAGACAGAUGAUUACUAUGAUUAUAAAGGUAUACUAGAGUAUGCAUGGAGUCAUUCAGUAAUUCCAAAUGAGGACUAUGAUAGAGCCAAAAAAGUAUGCAAUUUCAAGGUGGAAGAUUGGUCUAAUGAAUGUAUAGUUUCCAUGAAUGGAGUCUUUAAAAAAUACGAGGAGAUUGACAUAUACAAUAUAUAUGCUCCCAAAUGUAUACUCAACACCACUUCUUCAUCAGCUCAAAGCAGUGGGAGUUUUGUAUCUUCCACUAAGGUAGGAAGUAGUGUUUUGAAGAGGGUGAGAAUCCCUGGGGGUUAUGAGCCAUGUUUCUCUGCAUAUGCAGAAAAGUACUUCAAUAAGGUAGAUGUUCAAACGUCUCUCCAUGCAAAUACUAGAGGAGCAAAUUCUUCUGUAGAAUGGAAGGUCUGCAAUGAUUCCCUACUCUACAAAUUUACUGUAUUUUCUGUCCUACCAAUCUACACCAAACUUAUCAAAGGUGGCCUCAGAAUUUGGAUAUACAGUGGGGACACUGAUGGCAGAGUGCCCGUGAUAGGGUCACGAUACUGCAUUGAAGCUCUUGGACUGCCUCUCAAAACUCCAUGGCAUUCGUGGUACCACAACCAUCAGGUGGGAGGGAGGACAGUGGAGUAUGAAGGACUGAGGUAUGUGACAGUGAGAGGGGCUGGUCACUUGGUACCUUUCAACAAGCCCAGUGAGGCUCUCUCUAUCAUCCAUUCUUUUUUGUCUGGCCAAGAUCUCCCCAAGGACAGAUGAUAAUUUCCAUUAAUGCCACUAUUACAUCAUUUAACCAUUAUAUGCCACCAAAUGGAAUAAUGUAAUUGGAGCCAAAUUAUUAUUAAGAUGAUAAUUUCCAUUAAUGCCACUAUUCAUCAUUUAACCAUUAUAUGCCACCAAAUGGAAUAAUGUAAUUGGAGCCAAAUUAUUAUUAAGUUAUGUUUGAAAGUAUCGAAUAAGAUGUCUUGGAAUUAAAAUGUUUGUGUUCUCAAAUGCAAUAUUAUUGUUGUUAUUAUUA